This is a messenger RNA of Parathielavia appendiculata, 1510 nucleotides long. RefSeq lists its product as uncharacterized. The transcript has a single exon. Bases 252 to 1091 code for a protein of 279 amino acids. The record is from RefSeq and is a predicted model, not a curated record. NCBI's taxonomy places the organism in Eukaryota, Fungi, Ascomycota, Sordariomycetes, Sordariales, Chaetomiaceae.
UCACGUCGUUGUGGAAGUGCCGAACCAGCACGCUGUAUUACUCGACCCUGGCACUGUUGGAUGCAGCAAAGGCCGUCCCGGAACAGAUAUUCGAUAACUCUGUACUUGAGCGACCGCUUAGGAAUCAGCGGCUCAGUCUCGACAUUGCCCGCCACCACCAGAUUCUGCAAGUCCUCGACUCAUUUCUCAGCAAGUUCCCUUGGGUUGAUGCUCAAAGGACGCAUAGUUCAUAAUCGGACUACGGGAAGUGGAUGCCUUCCAAGGUUAUUGAACGGUACCGAAGGCAAAUCGCCUGCUUGCUAGGCACGCAACACCGCACGGCCCACAGGCAGAGGGCAUUAUGCGAGAUAUUUCUGAGGCUUAAGCAUAUCAUAGACAUGUCAUACAAACAUUGCAGUUCGGAGGAUGACGGCCUGGAGGACGACGGAAAUGAUCAAGAAUCGGAAUGCGUCCCAGAGCACCUGCAACCUGAGGACGAGGCACUGAGUCAGGUCCCGGACACGGAGACCAGGGUCCAAGGUGAGGCAUCGAGACUGACGCUGCACAAUGUAAUAAGCGGGCCGGAAAAGGGGAAACUACCUGACAGGGACGAUGGCAUGUUGGAACCGUCCAUGGAGCACUUGUCAGCCGGGUGCGAAGUCGAGGAAGGGUCUCAACCAGAACAUAUCUGCCACGGCGGAGCUGGUGCAGAGGAAGCUCCGACGGGAUCCCUAGCAGAAGAGGCUCCAUCCAGAUCUGAGCCAGUCGACCACGGAUGCGGGCCGGAGACGAACAGCACUAACCUUGAAGAGGUCGUGGACGACGCUUUGACUUGGCGGGCCAUCCUCAACGCCAAACGCCAUGUUGUACUCUACAGCUCCCGACAGCAGCGACAUUUUGACGUCGGGGAUAUGGGGGAACGUUGUUCCUGUUAUAUAAGGUUGGUAUUGUACUUGCUUGUCUUCACACUGCCUGAGAUGUCUAAUACAAACUGGGAGCAAUUCGAGCAGCGGCUGCCUUAUGCCAUGCUGGCAACGAUGGUGGACAAUGUCCUUAUCAAGACUGCUGGAUCGUCAAUUGGAAGGAGUAGAGGUGCGUCAGUUUGCCUCUAACAACUCAAGAGGAUAUACUCCUUAGGUCGAACCCAUUUCAAUCGGUUAUCACGGGGCCGUCUCGCCUCGAAAGUCUGAGCUUUCCCUUAACCUCUCCAUCAGGUGACAAUUCUCCUCACGUUAUCCCCAGUCGAGUUCCACCUCAACUUUCCAAGCGGCUAUCGUCGUAGGCAAGAUCAACGGCGCCGUCAUCUGCGAAACCUCCGCCUCGGGCGACUACCCUUACAACACUGCCCUAGGCGAGCGUAUGCCCUUUUCCAGCGAGAAGUGUUCCCCCCAGCAGCUCGACGCCGUACUCUACCGCAUCUAGCAUCCUCUCUGCUGGAAGCUCAUCACGACCAUCGCAUUACUUCAAUGCAUUGAAAACGGCGUUCGCUCCCUCGACGGCGACAUCUCCUUGCUCGCCGCACGCUGCAGAU